UGCCCAGCAAUUGAUGUCAGGCGAGUCAGUUUGACACCCCAUUCUCCAUUAAGCUACACCUUAGAAGAGGUUCGAUUAGAAAUGUCCCAUCAUAUUAAGCACAAACCGAGCUCUAGCAGCAUCUCGGCGAAGGAUCAGGAUGAAGCUGACUCAGGUGAUAGAAUUAUUUGCCGAAAUAAAGCUCCCAGGAAAUUGAGACGUUUCCCCUCUAAAGAGGACUCCUCUAGGAAGUCUUACAGUCGCUCUGACUUAUCCAAAGAACAGUUUAUCGAGGGUCAGGAUUCUUCAGGCCACAGAUACUCUACGAAUGGAAAUGGGAAUUUCUCUCACAGAACCAACACACAUAGUAAUCAUUCAAAAGAAAGCUAUUUAGGGGCAGAGCUCGAAGAUAUCCCCAAGGAUACAGAAUACAUUUCAAGUGAUCAGGACGAGAUACACUCCCAGACUGAGCCAAGUGCAGAAUCCACUGACCGAUCCAAGAGCUUUAGCCAGAUCUAUAGCGAAAUCUUCGAGGAGUCUAAGGAACGACAACAAAAGGCAGAGCGGGCUUGUCGGGCCUACAAAAUUAAGAAAUCUAAGCUGCAUAGGACCCUUGAAGUAGCUGGAAGUGGGAACUAUGAUGGUGAAAGCAGUCUGGGAUCGGAGUAUUCCAGUAACCUGGAUCGGAGAUCCUUUGAAUUUGACAACCUAUCUACAGACAAAUCUUUAACUAGGGAUAAAAGCUCUUUUAGAGAAUUGGAGGAUCCACUGAUGCGAGGGGCAAAAAAAACAAAAGAGCUUAGAUCAAAACGUUCCCAAUUACCUUUAAACAAAACAGAACUUAGAGGAAGAAGCAGUUUUGAAGAAAGUCAAGAGACUAGAAGUUCCUUUACAUAUCAUUCGGAAAAUAAAUGUUCUGAAGAUUCUUUGGCAUAUAGACAGAGAUCAUGCGUAUGCGCACAAGAGUCAUCGGUUUGUAGCCUUUGCUCUUGUUAUUCCAGAUCAAGAAAACAUCGUUAUAAGGGCCACAAUGCGGAGUUGACUGAUGGACGCGAUUACCCUGUAGACCGCAGAAGUGAAAUUCCAUCAACUGCGACAUCACAAUCUCGCUCGCAAAGAGAUUAUCUUUCGGGCUGCAGCACACGCCAUCGUCAUCAUCAUCAUUAUCGUCACCAGAGGAGUCUGCCCAAGACGUAUCAAGAUCGUGGAAAUAGUCCCAUUAAUAUCAAGACGAGGCGAAAAACGCACGACAUCGAAAUUGGAACCGAGCAAGUGAGGGAGGGCUUUCUUGGCAGAUCAAAUGCCUCUGUCGGGGUGCAAUAUCCCAGUGAGGAUGAGACCGAGGACUGGAAUGACGAAAGGCCUAGUAGUUUUUUGGAUAUGGAGAAUGGUGACCCAAAUGAGUCGGAAAUUCAAGAAGAUAGUUGGUUGAGCUAUAACGAAGAGAAAGGAUUAGUCCUCAAUAAACCUCCAAGUGGGUGUGAUGAAAGUAUAUUGACGGAAGGGGAAUCAAAUGUUCAGAGCAUCGACAGAACCGAUGAUUAUCGUAGUGUUACCACAGAAGAGGCAGUUCAAAUUCCGUACGAUAUUGAUGAAUAUACGUCCUAUGAUGAACUUAGUUAUCCAGUUGGUGACAAAGAGACGAACAAAGGCGAAGAAUAUGAUGAUCUAACUAGCCAUGAUGAAAUCGAGAUUCUUUCCGAUGACUAUGAUGAUACGAUAACCAGGAAUGAGGUCAGCACUGAAGAUGGAAAUCAACAUGAUCAUUCCGAGAACGAUAGCUAUAUAAAAGCCGAUCAAAAAUUAAGCAAAGAAGUUGGGGAAGAUACACCUUCAAGUACAGUAGCUAAGUCGAAAAGCUUCCUUAGUCUUAAGAUAUACGAUGCUGAUGAGGCCCUUUUGGAGAUUCCAAAGGACUUUGAGGGUCCUGCCAUAUUUCUAGAUGAUGAUGCCGACUUUUUGGACAUCACGUUGACCGACGAUGAGGAGAAGAUCCGUGCUAAGUUGAUGGCAGCCGCGCUGACUACCAAGAAGAGUACCUCCUCCUUUAGUGCCGAAAGCAGUCUGAAGUCCCGUAGGUCUACUGAGCCUAGCGUAUUGAGCUACAAGCCCAGUGUUAUCUUUACUCGCCGAUCGGAGGCGUUCAAUGACGAUUAUGUUCCCAAGCAAAACGAUCGCAUAGCGCUUUUGGCCGAGAAGUUAUUAAACAGCUUGGGCGAAACUUCCCCCGGGGAAAGGGGUAGGCAGCCCCCGGCUGAUGAGGUGUCUUCUGCUGACUUCAAGUCGAAAGCUUUGGAAGAAAGGGAGCUUAGCAGAAAUAACUGUGAGAUACCACUUUGCACCGAUCGUCAGUUGCUGUCUAAGGAGUUCAACAGAAAGGUGCAGCGCCAACUUAAAGUAAUUGGGGACAAUUUUCGAUAAAUUUUAUGGGAGCAUAUAUAUUUUGUAUUUGCAAUUACGAAUUACGUUACAUGGAAUAUAGCCCAAAGUUUGUUCACAGCA
This is a messenger RNA of Drosophila suzukii, 2481 nucleotides long. It is a transcript of the gene laf, whose product is annotated as labial associated factor. NCBI's taxonomy places the organism in Eukaryota, Metazoa, Arthropoda, Insecta, Diptera, Drosophilidae. The record is from RefSeq and is a predicted model, not a curated record.